Xiphophorus hellerii (green swordtail) is the source of this 4610-nucleotide messenger RNA. RefSeq names its product voltage-dependent calcium channel gamma-1 subunit-like. Lineage: Eukaryota; Metazoa; Chordata; Actinopteri; Cyprinodontiformes; Poeciliidae. Gene Ontology annotation, cellular component: L-type voltage-gated calcium channel complex; membrane. The coding region runs from base 1 to 687 and encodes 228 amino acids. Gene Ontology annotation, molecular function: voltage-gated calcium channel activity; calcium channel regulator activity. Gene Ontology annotation, biological process: regulation of calcium ion transmembrane transport via high voltage-gated calcium channel; calcium ion transmembrane transport. The record is from RefSeq and is a predicted model, not a curated record. The transcript is spliced from 4 exons.
AUGUUUGAGGAGCAGGUGACAAAGGUCAAGAUCACAUCUGUGGUGAUCGUCGUCGGCAUGUCUGCGAUGCUGGCGGCAGUGGUGACAGAUCACUGGGCCGUCCUGAGUCCCAGGGUGGAGAAGCUCAAUGCCACAUGUGAGGCGGCCCACUUUGGCCUCUGGAGGCUUUGCAAGAAGACCAUCUUCAUGAUGAAGGAAGACCCUCAGGGCAAAGGAUGUGGCCCCAUCAGCUUACCUGGAGCAAAAAACUGCUCCUACUUCAAACACUUCACAUCGGGAGAAGAAGCUGAGGUUUUUGAAGUGAAGACCCAAAAAGAGUACAAUAUCUCCGCUGCAGCCAUUGCUAUCUUCAGUCUGUUCUUCAUGAUUCUGGGCACUCUGUGUGUGAUCUUUUCUUUUGGAAAAGGACGAGACUACUUGCUCCGACCUGCCGGGAUGUUCUUUGCCUUUGCAGGCCUUUGUAUUAUCAUUUCCGUUGAAGUGAUGCGCCAGUCUGUCAAGCGAAUGAUCGAUAGCGAUGAGACCAUCUGGAUUGAAUACUAUUACUCCUGGUCCUUUACCUGUGCCUGCGCCUCCUUCACCCUCCUCAUCCUCAGUGGAGCUGCCCUUCUUCUUAUCUCAAUGCCCCACAUGCCUCGUAACCCCUGGGAAACCUGCAUGGACGCUGAGCCAGACACCUUGGAUUAGCCAUGGAUGAUUUUGCUGGAAUCAAUUGUAAACAGAGAUUAAAAAAUGAUGGUAGUGUAUCGUUUAACCCUUUAAUUAUGUAUAGCUCAAGUAAAAGACAUUAAGUUUGCUUAAAAUGAGAAUUAACUUUUUUAUCUCUUCUUUGUUUUCUCUUUUUCAAAUAUUCCAAAAUUUAAUCUCCACGGGUUUUGAAUUUAAAUUCAGAGUUUUGCAUCAUCAAUAUUUAUAGACUUCCAUUUUGACAGUGCUUUGCAAAAGUCUUCUUACUCAUUGAUUUGUCUGAUAUCUUGUUGUUUAAAAUUCAUAAAUUUAGUGUAUUUUGGGGGGAUUCCAUGCUAUAACACCAACACAAUGUAACCGUUCUUUGAACUGUUAAAUUUUGGCUACCAUUUAAAAUAUACUGCAAAUCACCCUGAACUCACCAUGUCCAGCAUGAAACAUGGUGGUGCCAGCAUCAUGCUGUGGGGACGCUUUUCUUCUGCAAGAACAAACAGCUCCUCAUCCUGAAAGAUGAAUGGAGUUAAAUUCAGAACCAUUCUGGAAGAAAACCUGUUAGGAGCUGCAAAACGUUGAAAUAGGUUGACAGUCCAGUUCUUCCAGUAGAACAAAUAACCCUUAAUAAUAUAACAUAUUUAUAUGUGUGAAUGCCUGUGACCUAAAUUUAGUUGUGUCAUUGGAAAAGCCUCCUAUUUUGGCUUUCUAUACCAGUUUGACUGUGGUUGAAAUUACUGAAGUUAUUUUGUGUCAGUCAUUUUCAUAAAAUCCCCCCAGAACACUUAAAGUGUGUGGAUGUAAUGUGAGUUAAUGCAGAAACGAUCACAGAGUGUGAGUACUUUUGUAAGGCACUGUAUUUUCAACAUAGGCAUUUUUACCAAACUGUUCUAAAAUUAUACCUCUAAGUUUCAGUUAAGGCUGUAAAAUGCUAUCGCUAUGAUAUGUAGUAUAGGAAAAUUAAACUGUUUUGUUUGUCCUUCAACUGCAAAUGACGCUUCAGUUCACCUGCAAAUAAUACUGUCACCAUUAGUUAAAGACCUCAUUUAGACAAACUCCUUUUAUCCAGUUGUUUCACGUGUUGUUAGUCACCUGUGCCUAAUGUGUUUCCAUGAGUCGGUGUGGCCCUGCAGACAUUCAGCUAAUGCAGGUGCAAUGAAAUUAAAGACCCCUAAAGGAUGCCAUUUCACAGGGAAAAAAAAAAUCCAUUUUACCGCUGUAAUCAGAACAAACCUGUUAUCAUAGUUAACACAGUGGGACAUCAUUACAUGGACUAUGAAAAACAAAACAAUUAAAGCACACUGUGCAUGUCUCUUCUCCGCAUAGCAGAUCUAAUAAAUCUAUUUCAGUAAAUAGAUUUAUUAGAGUUAAAGUAGAUCUCUAUGUGUUAAUGUCAUCUAGUAAGAAUAUGAGUGGCUACAACUGAGUGGUGAUGUAAAACAAAAACAUGUUUUUUAUCUGACGUUUCAUGACAGCAGGUCUAAUGUAAUGUUAUUCAUGUAUAAUUUGUAUUAUCAUUUUUACACAAUAUUAAUAUUUGUCUUUUUCACAAGAAUAAAUUAAAAAUAUUUAAAUCCCCCAAAUGUUUGCAUUUUCACUUGAGGUUUUGUCUCUUCUGUCACUUUAACUUCUGAGUUCAAUCAGAAAAUUAUGUAAUAGGUAGGAUUAUGAGAGCAUAAAUAAUUAUGGAGUGAUAACAAACCCAAAAACCAGCACAGAAUUUAUUUUUUAUUUUAUUUAAAUUUCUUCUUGGCAUUUCAGGUAAACCAAAUAGAGAAGCAUCAAGUGAAAUUUCUAUAUGUAACUCUUCCCGCAGAAAGGACUCACAAGUUAAAAUACAUGCAUAUAAUAAUAACCUACCUAUUACUACAAAACAUAUCCAGUAAUAAGAAAAAAAGCUUAUGCUUCCUAUGGUACACUUUUAAAUCCUGGAACUUUGUCAGUAUUUUGUUUUAUGACUUUUGCUGAAAUAUUACACCUGCUUUCAUAGCAUCCAGAAAAUCAGGUUUGUACAUUUUUAAAGCUCAGUUUUUUUGCUUUGGCAGUAUCAAGCUAACACCUGGAACGUGUCAGAACUGUGAUUUCUGCACCUGGCUUCACUGCAUAUAUUUUACAGGGGUUUUUUUGUUGUUUUUUUUCCACAGUGAAAAAAGUUGGAUUGGGCAUUAUUUCACUGAGUUUGUUUUAGUGAGGUUUUAGGGAACCAACGGUGCAACACUAACAUAGAAAAGCAUAUUUGAAGGUUUGCACUUGUCAUGGCUUUGAUAGUGGAGGAUUUACAGGUGUUGUACAACAGCAGAGGAGAGUGUGUGAAAGAAAACUUUCCACUUUGGCACAAAUAUAAUUUUGCAUACCAAAGGAAAAUAUGAAUCACAACUUAAUGACCUUUUCUUAGAAAAGGUAUCAACUUCCCAGCAGGUAUCUCCAGUCUUUGUAUACCAGUUUAUGUGUUAUAUUUUCAUUUGAUUUAUCGUCUUACUUAACUUUAUUUUAAUUAAAACAUAAGAAUCUCUUUAGCUGAAAUCUCAUGACCCAUGAUGCUACAUUCUAUUUUUGUCCCAGAGUACAGAAGAACAUUGACGUAUGAUUUCCCAUAAGCCAGAGCUGAAACUGGUAGCAAAGUACACCAAUAUUGGAAGGUUAUGAUUUCUGAACAGCUAAAUAUUUUCAUCCUGUUUCAGCUGGGUUUAGGACAGAGUAAUGCAGUCCUCCACCUUCCCCACCUAUUGCUGCAGCUUCUAGCCAGCUUGCUGAAAGAAGACUACUAUAAAUCGCAUUUACUUAGACUAAAAGUAACACCAAUGCGCUGUGCCAGUUGUGUAUAGGUUGUUUUUUAAAGUAAAUCCAGUACAUUUUUUUUGUGUUUGGGUGCAUGUUAAACAAUACCACUGACCCUCAUCUAUGUGGUUGGUUUUAUUCUGAACCAAGAAAACAUCAUCUUUAUUUGAACUAAAAACAAUUCAAAAUUAUUGUUUUUGUUUUGUUUUGUUUGUUUGUUUUCUAAUGACAGAUGUUUUAAAAAGCUAAACAGCCAAACAACAAUUGAUAAAUGAAAAUGGAAAAUAUGUGCAUGCAUUUUUGUGUGUAUUUUGAAUUUUUUUUUCUUUUUUUGUUCCCACUUUUAUCAUCAUCAUCUUACUUGCUUUGAUGGAUAAACAUUAUUAUUGACUCACAGACGUAUGUAUAGGUAAACUUAGUAAGAACCUGGCUGGAACGGCUUUUCCUUUCAGAACUGCCUCAAUUAUUUGUGGCAUUUAUUCAACAAGGGGUUAGAAACCGUCCUCAGAUAUUUUUGUCUGUUAUUGACGCAAUAGCAUCAAAGAGUAGCUGGAGAUCAGUUGGCUGGAAUCCCAAACUUAUAUUAUUGGACUGAAACCUGGUUCACCAUGGAGGCCAUGGGAUUACAGUAAAUUCAUCGUCAUGUUCAAGAAACCAAUUUGAGAUGAUUUGAGCUUUGUUACAUGCUGUAUUAUCAUUCUUAAAGUAGCCAUCUGAAGAUAGGAGCGCUGUAAUCAUAAAUGGAUUGACACAGAAACAAUGUAAAGUUACACUGCGGUAUUUACAUGAUCAAACUAUUACAGUCCUUCCACCAGCCUGAACCACUGAUAUAAGGCAGGAUGGUUGCAUGUUUUCAUGUCUCUCAUUGUCCAAAUUUAGUGAGCCUGUGUUCAUUUUAGCCUCAGUUAUCUUUUCCUAGCUGCUAGCUGCACUGAGACAGGUCUUCUGCUGCUACAGUCCACCUGCUUCAAGAAUUGAAAUGUUUGAACUUUAACAAGAUAUCUUCACCAUGUCUACAUGCCAAAAUGUACUGAAAUUGUUCCAAUGCAUGUGACUGAUUAGUGCAAACAGGCAGAUGAACAAAUGCCCAGUAAAUAUGUUUCUACAUGUGAAAGUUUUGUAAAUUAAUAAAAACAAGAUGGUCAGUUUUAUCC